Fusarium keratoplasticum is the source of this 1488-nucleotide messenger RNA. RefSeq lists its product as uncharacterized. NCBI's taxonomy places the organism in Eukaryota, Fungi, Ascomycota, Sordariomycetes, Hypocreales, Nectriaceae. The transcript has a single exon. Bases 1 to 1488 code for a protein of 495 amino acids. The record is from RefSeq and is a predicted model, not a curated record. Gene Ontology annotation, biological process: transmembrane transport. Gene Ontology annotation, cellular component: membrane. Gene Ontology annotation, molecular function: transmembrane transporter activity.
AUGGCAAAAACUACCAAACAAGACGUCAAGGCCGAAAAUGGCAUCCAUCACAGCGACCAUGCUGAAGGAGUCACUGUGCAGCCCAUCAAGCCCUUCGGUCUUCUCAGCCUCAUUGGCAUGGGCUAUGCGAUCAGCAAUACAGCCAUCACUUGCAUCGGGUCCCUGGCUGCUUCCCUAGGCGGUGGGGGGCGCAUCGUCUUCGUCUGGGGACUGAUUCUCGUCUUUCUCAUGGCCCUCAGUGUGGCCGUUUCUCUGGGCGAACUUUGCUCGGCCAUGCCGCACGCUGGAGGGCAGUAUUUCUGGACCUCGAGGCUUGCACCGCGCAGAGUCAAGAGAGAGCUGUCAUAUCUGGUUGGCUUUCUCGGCUGGAGCGGUGCCGUCGUUACGGCAGCGUCAGGAACUCUCGCCAUCCCACAGUUUGUCCUGGGAAUGGUGGUGCUGGUCAAUCCAAGCUUCACCAUCAAGCCGUGGAUGGUAUUUGUGGGCUAUCAGAUCACCAACGUGGCCAUUUUCUUCUUGAACCUAUUUGAACGCAUCCUCCCCAAGAUCAACGUCGCGAAUCUGUGGAUUUCCAUCAUCAGCACCGUCGUCAUCUUCAUCACACUCCUUGCUACGACCAAGUCCAAGAGCAGCGCGAAAUCCGUGUUUGCCCAGAUUGACAACGUGACCGGAUGGCCCGACGGCGUUGCUUUUAUAUCCGCCCUCGUCGGGCCAAAUUGGGGAUUUGCCUGCCUUGACGCAGUCACACACAUGGCUGAAGAAGUGCCCGCUCCCGAGAAGACCCUGCCCAAGGUGCUCUUGUCCACAGUGGCAAUCGGUAUCACGAUCGGACUUCCCUUUAUGAUUGGCGUCAUGCUCUGCGUCACUGACUUUGACUCUGUUAUCCACACUGCCACUGGAGUUCCGUCCCUGCAACUCUUCUAUGAGUCGACUGGGAGCGAAGCAGCAGCGUGCAUCCUGCAGACCAUGGUGUUGAUCGUCUUUGUCGGAGCCGUGUACAGCAUCCAUACAUGGCAGUCUCGCAUGGCAUGGUCCUUUGCUCGCGACCAUGGAUGGCCUGGCAGUCGGUACCUUUCGCGGAUUGCCCCGGCCCCAAUGUCUGUUCCUCUCAUCGCCCACAUCUGGUCCUGCGCUUGGAUCGCUGCUCUGGGAUGCCUCUAUCUCGGUUCUUCCCUGACAUUCUACUCCUUUGUCAGCGGGGGCAUCCUCCUUCAGUACUUGUCAUAUGCCGUCUGCAUAGUGUUAUUGCUUUCUUAUGGAAGGGGACGGUUCAAUCACGGCCCUUUCUGGCUGCCCAAGCUGGGACUGCUGGCUAAUAGUGUCACGCUGCUGUGGGUUCUGGUGACGCUGGCCUUUUACUGUCUUCCGGUUACCAACCCGACUAUGCCUACAACCAUGAACUACGUCUCGGCCGUGAUUGCUUUCAUGUUUCUUUAUGCGGGUGCCUUUUGGCUGCUUGGUGGCAGGAAAAACUAUACCACUCCCUAA